GAUUGGAGUAACGGAGCCGUGUCAUGGUGCUUUGGAGCUCACUCUGCAGGUCAAGGGCUCCUUGCCCCGAUGGUUCUGGCCUCUUGCCGGUCUGCUUCUGGGCGUGGUUGCUUAUGCGAACUUCUCGGGUUCACAAGAAGCCGUCUUGUGUUCGCAGGCGUAUGUUGCGGCCUUUCAUGCCGGCGCCAUGUUUUUCCAUUGGCGCCUCCAGCAUCACCCCGUGUCGGUUCUGGCCCCUGGCCUCUUCGUACCCCUCGCGGCGGUUGUGAUCUAUCUUCGGCUCCAAAGCCUCCUUUGGGCUCUCUUGGGGACCUCUGCUUCUGCAGGGGUUGGAGUGGUCUUGGGCUCCCUGCUCGUGCGGCCACGAGACGAGCCCCUCCUCCAGUGA
Symbiodinium sp. CCMP2456 is the source of this 388-nucleotide messenger RNA. The record is from the annotation of a GenBank genome assembly. NCBI's taxonomy places the organism in Eukaryota, Dinophyceae, Suessiales, Symbiodiniaceae.